AUGGCCAGGGCAGGGAUCCGUGUGAGCAUCGCAGUUGCAGCAGUCUACGUACUGCCGAUUAAAGUGCAUCAAUAUGAGCAUGUGAACAUUUUCCUUACCAGUCUACUGAUGGAGGACAUCACCGGGACCCACCGGUUUGAUACGGCACAACCGAAUGUUGAGGAGGAGGAUAAGACUGCGACUGAAGAAGCAGCCCGAAUCAACCUAACGCAUAGAAUAAUAAUGACUAACCUCUUCGCUCGUGGUGAUUUCAUGCGAAAACAAUUCGACGAAUUGGAUCGUGACGGUGAUGGCUUCAUCACAGAAGCCGAUUUAAGAGCCUGUACAAAAGGACACCCAUUUAAUGCAUGUGCUAUCGAUGAGUAUCGUAAUGGACUUCUCGCCUACCUCUUUCAAAAUCUUCGAAACGAAGACAUGGCUCGGUCUCUCUUCCAGUUUCUCGAUACAGACAAGUCCGGUUCUGUGAGCGUAAAGGAGAUGUACAACUUCUUUGAAAGUUGCAUUGGAACCCUGCCGAGAGAGUACGUGGAGGGUUUUCUCAACGGAUUGGACUCUAACAAAGAUGGAGAGAUCAGUGAACCGGAGUUUUUGACCUUUGUAAAGGAAAAUUGGUCAAGAAGAUGCAGCCAUUGUUCCACAUCACAACAUCAGUUUAUACCAUCAGAUAUGCGAUAA
Messenger RNA from Echinococcus granulosus, 675 nucleotides. Its product is annotated as calcium-binding protein. NCBI's taxonomy places the organism in Eukaryota, Metazoa, Platyhelminthes, Cestoda, Cyclophyllidea, Taeniidae. Bases 1 to 675 code for a protein of 224 amino acids. Gene Ontology annotation, molecular function: calcium ion binding. The record is from RefSeq and is a predicted model, not a curated record. The transcript is spliced from 5 exons.